ACUGAGGUGUUCCACAGGAUGGGGUCGCAGAUGGCUGUGGCAGAUUUCCUCUCUUGGAAAGGAGGUGGGUUGGUCGGGUCCCCGGCCUGAGUCGGGCGGUGGGGGUAAGUGGAGGCUGGAGUGGAUGAGCACCAGUUUGUGAUUGUAGGGCGAGGACGGAGAAAGCAAAUGAUAAGGAGUGCACACCUGUGGGGAAUUUUUGGCUAAUGACUGUUCUCUGUUUCAGUGAGAUGAGACGAGGAUAAAAGAGAGAGACACACACUUCGAGAGAACGAGAGUGCAUGAUGCCAUGCGUGAGCUGAGAGAGUGUGUGUGUGCGUAAAAAUAAAAGAAACCCAAGAAUGAGAGAAAAAUAAUAAAUUAUGGGAGUGUGUCAAGCCUGCCUCUGUCUUCCAUCUCCUUGUCCCACCUUUAAACAGUGUCACAUCUAUCUAUUCCUCUGCUUUUCUUUCAGAUUCAUCCAUCUCUCCCUAUCUGUCUGUCUGUCUCUCUCUCUCUCUCUCGCUCUCUCUCUCUCUCUCGCUAUAGUAUGCUUAAUAAUAUUUCUAUGUGCAAUUCUAGGGCACAACAAGGUCAAAUGCACCUUUCUUUCUUUCUCUCCUGUAUGACAAAUGGUUUAAUUGAUCACAUGUUAUUCGCGUGACCACACACGUGUUUACAUGUGCAAUUUCAGGGCAACAUGUUAAAAUGCACUUUCACUUUUUUUUUUCCCUUUUCUUUUUUUUUUUUUUUUACAUAUAAUCACUAUUACUCAAAUAAUCACAUGUAAAAUGUAUGAGAUUUUUCCUUAAGUGGAAACUUUUAAGCUUGUACCUUCUGUUAAAUGUAUUUUCUUUCUUUCAUCUGUCUGUCACUUUGAGCUCCUGACACAACGCAGUGUUUCUUUUAUGAAAUGUACAUUUACUUUUUCUUUUCUUUCUAUUUGUAGAUUCUAUUUGUAAAGCAGGAGUUUUUUUUCUAACUAAACUCAAAACUCAGAAAUGUAAAUAUGUGGUUUUCCUGUUGGAUCACGUAAAUAGGGAUGACUGACAUAAGGUGUGUUAGAAGCCCCUCCUCGUUCCUGAAUUAUAACACACACACACACACACACACACACACACACACACACACACACAAAAUUAAACCUAUGAUUGGCUAUGGACUGACACCAUACCCUGCAGGAAAACAGUUUCUCCAAAGAAAACACACACUCACCAUACAAACACCAUACUCACAGACUACACACACAGACACACACACUUUACGACUUCAUUCUCUGAUGUAGAAAUGUUAAUCCUAAAACAAAAAAGUAUUAAAGGUUGUCUGUCUGGAAGAACCCUUAAAUGUAGAGCCUUACACAGAGUAAUCAAAAAGAUGUCUGAGAAGAACCCUUUCCGAAACACUUCAUUAAUCAAAGAAGCUUUGAAGAACCUUUUUUCUAAGAAUGUACCUUUAUACAUUACCUGUCAACAGUCAUUUAAAAGUGUACACACAAACCCUGAAGCCUAUUCAUUGAGUAAUGAAAAGAAUGGUUGGUGCAUGUGUGUGUGUGUGUGUGUGUGUGUGUGUGUGCCCAGGGAUAUAUUCUAAUGCCAAUUGGGUGGAAAAAUGUCGACUUUGUUCCUCUCUCUUGCCCUACCUCAGUCUCUCCAUUUUUCUCAGGCUAAGCUAAAGUUGAUGAGUCUUUUUCUUUCUUUCACACACACACACACACACACACACACACACACACACACACACACACACACACACUAACUUCAGUCAUUCAGCACCUCAUCAACUGCUACGGGAUGGGGGAAUUACUUCACCCAACCUUUGUUGCUUGAUUUUUCUUGUAGUUCUGAGGUAGAGAAAGAGGAACAAGGAGAAGACAGGAGAAAACAGAAGAAAAGAGAAGACAGACAUGGGAAGAAGGGAGAAGACAGCAAAAGACGGUUUAGUUUGGACAAGCGGUGACAGGAGAAGAAGACAGAAGACAGGCAGAGACAGUAGAUGGCAGAAGACAGGAGAAGAAGACAGAAGAUAGGAAGAGACAAAAGACAGAAGAAGAGAGAAAACCAGAGGAGACAGAGCUUUGGUUUGGACAGGAGGAGACAGGGGUUUAGUUUGUACAGGAGGAGACAGAGGUUUAGUCUGGACAGAAGGAGACGGGGGUUUGGUUUGAACAGGAGGAGACAGGAGACAGGAGGAGACAGAGGUUUAGUCUGGACAGGAGGAGACGGGGGUUUGGUUUGGAUGGAGUGAGUGGAGUUUAUUUGGAGAUCAAGGCAUGAUGAAGCUGCAACUCGACCUCAUGCUCCUGCUGUGUAGCUCCAUCUGUCUGCAACUUCUGCAACUUCUCCAUCACACUCACGCUCACACUGCAGCUCUUUGGGAAGCCGAUCCUUCAUACUGGAAUGAACAAGCAAAGAAAACUCUGGAUGAUGCACUUAAACUCCAGCCAAUGACUCACAGAGCCAAAAACAUCAUACUCUUCCUCGGUGAUGGAAUGGGCGUGUCCACUGUCUCAGCUGCCCGAAUCCUGAGAGGACAGAUGGAUGGAGGAUCAGGGGAGGAGACUAUCCUCGCCUUGGAUACAUUUCCUUACCUUGCUCUGUCAAAGACAUAUAGCGUGGAUAAGCAGGUAGCGGACAGUGCGAGCACAGCUACAGCAUACCACUGUGGUGUUAAAGCGAACUCUAAAACUGUGGGUCUCAGUGCGACCGCCAUCCCCUACGAGUGCAACACGACCUUCGGAAAUGAAGUUUACUCCGUCCUGCACCGUGCUAAAUUGCAAGGUAAAUCAGUUGGCAUUGUGACCACCACUCGAGUUCAGCAUGCAUCUCCGGCAGCGGCGUAUGCCCACUCCGUGAGCCGUAGCUGGUACAGUGAUUCUGAUUUACCACCUGAAGCCCAACAAGACGGCUGUGUGGACAUUUCCACUCAACUUAUCACCAACACUGACAUUGAUGUUAUUCUCGGAGGUGGACGGAUGUACAUGACACCCAAGGGCACUCCGGAUCCAGAAUAUCCAUCUUCAUCAUCACGGAAAGGUGACCGUGAGGACAAGAGGAACUUGAUUGAGGCAUGGCUAGAUAAGCAAAAGGACAGAAGCGUUCAGUUUGUUUGGAAUAAAGAGCAGUUUAAUGCAGUGGAUGUGAACACUACAGACUGUCUGAUGGGGCUGUUUGAACCAAAGGACAUGAAGUUUGAGGUGUUCAGGAACCGGACAAGUGAUCCCUCCAUUGUAGACAUGACUGAGAAAGCCAUUCAUAUCCUCAAGAAGAACCCAAAUGGAUUUUUCCUUUUUGUGGAAGAUGAGGGCAGGAUCGAUCAUGGCCACCACGCUGGUAUCGCUAAACUGGCGCUAACAGAGACAGUGAUGUUCGACCAAGCAGUUCGUCGAGCAUCUCAGCUCACCGAAGAGUCUGAAACUCUCACCAUCGUCACUGCAGAUCACUCACACGUUUUCACAUUUGGCGGGAGCACACCACGGGGGAACCCUAUUUUUGGUCUGGCACCGAAGAAUGCAGAUGACAGACUUCCAUUUACUAGUAUUCUGUAUGCUAACGGGCCCGGAUAUGUGCAUGUAAACGGGACGAGAGCGAACGUGUCAGCGGUGGAUUACUUCGAUGAGGAAUACAUGCAACAGGCUGCUGUGCCAUUAGACGCUGAGACUCAUGGAGGCGAAGACGUGGCGAUUUACGCUAAAGGCCCAAUGGCGCAUCUUUUCCAUGGCGUUAAAGAGCAACAUUACAUCGCUCACGUGAUGGCAUAUGCCGCCUGCCUCCAUCCCUACACCGACUGUCCCCCUGAGCUUAACUCUGCCCCCCGACUCACUCUCUCUUUGUCGCUCAGUUUAUCAUGUGCAGUGAUUUGGUUUAGCUCAAGAUAAUGGUGUUAAUCUACCCCUGUGCUCCAAAAUAUUAGUCAGGUAACUAGGUAGCUUAGCUAAUGUUAAUGCUAUCUCUGACGUUAACGUAUCCAGCCAAGUUUUCUAGCUGAUAUUAAGUAAACUAUUAUACUGUGCAAUUAAAAGUAAAGGCUAGCAUGUAUUUGCCAGCAUGUUAGCUAAACACAAUCAGAUGUGAAUUUUUGAGGGGAAGGUGAUGAGCAUUUGUUGAAGACUUUAUUUGAAACUCAGGGAUGGUUUUGUAACAGAGUCCCUUUUUUUAUAUAAAUAUUGUUUUUGCAGUUUUACAAUCAUUUCACCCAUCCAUGAUCACCUAUAUAAAGAAAAUGCUUUAAGUAGACGUUAGUGUGUCUUUUUUCAUAUUUUGACUUGGGUUUUUUUGUUUGUUUGUUUGUUUGUUUGUUUGUUUUAAACGAGCGAAUUUUCUAUGCAGAAGUUUUAUAUGAAUUUUCUAAAGUAGGAGUUUUCUGUAGAGUUUAUAUUUAUAAUGCAAACUGAACCAAAUUUUUUAAAAAUUAAAUGCUCAUAUAUUUUACAUAUUAUAAGAAUUUCUACUUGUGUUUUAUCACAGAUGAGAAGAAAAUAUAAAAAGAUCCAUCCAUCCAUCCAUUUUCUAUACCGCUUAUCCUACUGGGUCCCAGGAAGCAUUGGGCACAAGGCAGGGUACACCCUGGUCAGGGUGCCAAUCCAUCACAGGGCACAAUCAUAUACACAUUCACACUCCUAUUCAUACACUACGGACACUUUGGACAUGCCAAUCAGCCUACCAUGCAUGUCAUUGGCUUGAGGAGGAAACCGGAGUACCUGGAGGAAACCCCCACAGCACGGGGAGAACAUGCAAACUCCGCGCACACACAGGGCCACAGCGGGAAUCAAACCCCCAACCCAGGAAGUGUGAGGCAAAUGUGCUAACCACUAAGCCACCAUGUGCCCAUAUAAAUAGAUAUAUAUUUUUAAUACAAAUAUUAUUAUAUGCAAUAUUAUACACCGUAACAUUAA
Molecule: messenger RNA, 4870 nt
Organism: Ictalurus furcatus (blue catfish)
Lineage: Eukaryota; Metazoa; Chordata; Actinopteri; Siluriformes; Ictaluridae
Gene: alpi.1
Product: alkaline phosphatase, intestinal, tandem duplicate 1
Exons: 11
Coding region: 2249-3853 (534 amino acids)
Biological process (GO): dephosphorylation
Cellular component (GO): plasma membrane
Molecular function (GO): alkaline phosphatase activity
Source: RefSeq, a predicted model, not a curated record